This is a messenger RNA of Amphimedon queenslandica, 2074 nucleotides long. RefSeq lists its product as uncharacterized. The record is from RefSeq and is a predicted model, not a curated record. The transcript has 9 exons. Lineage: Eukaryota; Metazoa; Porifera; Demospongiae; Haplosclerida; Niphatidae. Gene Ontology annotation, molecular function: protein binding. Bases 141 to 1982 code for a protein of 613 amino acids.
CUUGUGCUAGAUCUAUAUGACAUAACCCUAAAUUAAUCAGUCUAUAGAUUAAUAAAAGAAGGCGUGCCCUGCAUGCAUGUACACAGAUGACUAUAUGUACUUCCUGGUGAAGCUAGGUCUAAGUGUCAGCUACAGAAAAAAUGUGCUGCUGGAAUAGAAAUAUUAAGAAGAAUUAUGCCAUAGGAAAGAAGAUUGAGAACAUUGCUUUUAUUGUCACUAUUGUCAUAGUGCUGGGCUUAUUCACUCUCCCAAUAAUAAUCUAUUAUACUUCAAGGUACCACACGGACACCUUUAACAAUGCCAGCAUCAAUUAUACUGGAUUUCAUAGCAAUAUCAGUGGAAUAAGCCAAAACUUUACCAGACUAUCAUGGAGUCAGGAUAAUGAUGCCUCAGAAUGUCAUGAGUAUAUUGGAACUGCUUGUAAAAACUUCUUACAUCAAUGGUUUCAAUGUACCAUUGGAGAAGGUGAAUUGAAUAUUGGAGUAAGUCAACAAGAACAAAAUCAACAUGAACAGACAAUUGGAUCACUCAAUAAUUAUUUAGAGUAUUACAAGCAAUGUCAACAACAAUCAUCAGCUUUCAUAUGUCAAUAUUUCUUUCCACUUGCUGAUUGCUCAACUGGAAAAUCUUACAAGGCUACCAAGGAAUACUGCCUCCUCAUGAGUAUAGGUGUUUGUUCAGACCUGUGGACACUAGCAAACAACUUUAGUUAUGGCUCACUCUUACCUGAUUGUUCUACACUACCAAAUGCUUCCAACAAUUCAUAUUCUGUUAUAAUUCCCAUUGAAGGCAUGGAUGACACCAAUGGUACUGAUGGUAUAGUGUGCAGAGAAGAUUUUGUUAAAAUAGAUUUAAUUUGUGAGCCAAGAUGUGACAGUUUUGAACAAACUAGUUCUCAUUUAGAAUCACAAUUAUUGAUCUAUUCAGAAGUUAUUGCAACCAGUAUAGCCCUAACUUUCUGCAUUGUUGCAAUUAUUGUUGUUAUAAAGGAAUAUAAGAUAUUGCUAGCAUAUCCUUCUGUAUUGGUAGUUUUUCAAGUCAUAGACAUGACUGUAUUGGUCAUAGUAUUAAUCAUAACAGCUAUUGAUCGGUAUGGAUUAUAUUGUGGUUCAGUUAGUCUAUUGGAGACAUUAAAACAUCCCUCUUUUUUUUGCAAAUUUUCAGGAGCUGUGUCUCAUUACGUUUACAUAAAUAUGCCAUUGUGGUGGUUCUUUCAUGUUGCUAUAUUUUUUCACAAAGUAUUGUUUCCCUUCCAAGCAAAUAGAUUUGAAAAGCUGGGACAUAACAAGUACAUAUUUGCAACUGUAACUACUUUGUCUAUACUACUUCCAUUGCCAGCUAUCAUCAUUUGCCUUUCUGUUGACAAAUUUAAAUAUAAUAUCAAUCGUUUCCCACCAACUCUUUGCGGCAGCAAUGGUGCCAUGUGGUUCUAUUCUAUAACACUUCCAAUGGAUGUACUAUUCGCUGCUGGAGUUAUAAUGCUGAUUAUAGUUCUUUGGACUAUGAGAAAUAAAACAACUUUCUUGAAAAAAAGAAGUCAUACUAAGCUAAGCACUGCUGAGAAAAAAAUCCUAUUGGUUUUUACAUAUUUUAUUAUUUUUGGUGUUUUUAAUAUAGCGCGCCAAAGCUACAUAGACGCAGGAUCUGAAAAGUUUGAAGCAACUUUAGAAGAAUAUUUUGAAUGUGAGGCAUUGGGUCACAUCCCUGGAAAGUGUGACAGAGGAACAUUUGAUAAGAUCCGUAGCCCUUACAUGGGUGCUGUUGCAUAUAUACUAAUGAACUUGAUACCAUUGAGCAUUUUGAACUUCAUACUUAAGUGGAGCUCAGUUAAAAGUGCUGGAAACAAAGCUGUAAAUUUGAUAAAGAGGUGUUUCAGUUUUUUACAUCGUGAAAUAGCUUUUGUAACUUCUUGUGAAAGUGUUCCUGAUGAGUUAUCAUCAAAAUCAGAUAGAAGUACAAAUAGUCAAAACUCUGCUGUAUAACUUGACUUCACUUUAUUCUAUUAAUUUGGACCUUUAACUUUUGUGUGCCUAUAUGUGAUUGCUUUAUACCUGUUUUUUAGUAUUAAAAAAUU